AUGUACGACCCUGGAGAGCGCACCUCUCCUCUCAUUCAUCAAUUAUUCACUCCCUUCCUCCUCCUUCCCCACUCCACGCUCCCCUACAGAUGUACCACCCUGGCGAGCGCACCUCUCCUCUCAUUCAUCAAUUAUUCACUCCCUUCCUCCUCCUUCCCCACUCCACGCUCCCCUACAGAUGUACGACCCUGGAGAGCGCACCUCUUCUCUCAUUCAUCAAUUAUUCACUCCCUUCCUCCUCCUUCCCCACUCCACGCUCCCCUACAGAUGUACCACCCUGGCGAGCGCACCUCUCCUCUCAUUCAUCAAUUAUUCACUCCCUUCCUCCUCCUUCCCCACUCCACACUCCCCUACAGAUGUACGACCCUGGAGAGCGCACCUCUCCUCUCAUUCAUCACUUAUUCACUCCCUUCCUCCCCCUUCCCCACUCCACGCCCCCCUACAGAUGUACGACCCUGGAGAGCGCACCUCUCCUCUCAUUCAUCAAUUAUUCACUCCCUUCCUCCUCCUUCCCCACUCCACGCCCCCCUACAGAUGUACGACCCUGGAGAGCGCACCUCUCCUCUCAUUCAUCAAUUAUUCACUCCCUUCCUCCUCCUUCCCCACUUCACGCCCCCCUACAGAUGUACCACCCUGGAGAGCGCACCUCUCCUCUCAUUCAUCAAUUAUUCACUCCCUUCCUCCUCCUUCCCCACUCCACGCCCCCCUACAGAUGUACCACCCUGGAGAGCGCACCUCUCCUCUCAUUCAUCAAUUAUUCACUCCCUUCCUCCUCCUUCCCCACUUCACGCCCCCCUACAGAUGUACCACCCUGGAGAGCGCACCUCUCCUCUCAUUCAUCAAUUAUUCACUCCCUUCCUCCUCCUUCCCCACUCCACGCCCCCCUACAGAUGUACCACCCUGGAGAGCGCACCUCUCCUCUCAUUCAUCAAUUAUUCACUCCCUUCCUCCUCCUUCCCCACUCCACGCCCCCCUACAGAUGUACCACCCUGGAGAGCGCACCUCUCCUCUCAUUCAUCAAUUAUUCACUCCCUUCCUCCUCCUUCCCCACUCCACGCCCCCCUACAGAUGUACCACCCUGGAGAGCGCACCUCUCCUCUCAUUCAUCAAUUAUUCACUCCCUUCCUCCUCCUUCCCCACUCCACGCCCCCCUACAGAUGUACCACCCUGGAGAGCGCACCUCUCCUCUCAUUCAUCAAUUAUUCACUCCCUUCCUCCUCCUUCCCCACUCCACGCCCCCCUACAGAUGUACCACCCUGGAGAGCGCACCUCUCCUCUCAUUCAUCAAUUAUUCACUCCCUUCCUCCCCCUUCCCCACUCCACGCCCCCCUACAGAUGUACGACCCUGGAGAGCGCACCUCUCCUCUCAUUCAUCAAUUAUUCACUCCCUUCCUCCUCCUUCCCCACUCCACGCCCCCCUACAGAUGUACCACCCUGGAGAGCGCACCUCUCCUCUCAUUCAUCAAUUAUUCACUCCCUUCCUCCUCCUUCCCCACUCCACGCCCCCCUACAGAUGUACCACCCUGGAGAGCGCACCUCUCCUCUCAUUCAUCAAUUAUUCACUCCCUUCCUCCUCCUUCCCCACUCCACGCCCCCCUACAGAUGUACCACCCUGGAGAGCGCACCUCUCCUCUCAUUCAUCAAUUAUUCACUCCCUUCCUCCUCCUUCCCCACUCCACGCCCCCCUACAGAUGUACCACCCUGGAGAGCGCACCUCUCCUCUCAUUCAUCAAUUAUUCACUCCCUUCCUCCUCCUUCCCCACUCCACGCCCCCCUACAGAUGUACCACCCUGGAGAGCGCACCUCUCCUCUCAUUCAUCAAUUAUUCACUCCCUUCCUCCUCCUUCCCCACUCCACGCCCCCCUACAGAUGUACCACCCUGGAGAGCGCACCUCUCCUCUCAUUCAUCAAUUAUUCACUCCCUUCCUCCUCCUUCCCCACUCCACGCCCCCCUACAGAUGUACCACCCUGGAGAGCGCACCUCUCCUCUCAUUCAUCAAUUAUUCACUCCCUUCCUCCUCCUUCCCCACUCCACGCCCCCCUACAGAUGUACCACCCUGGAGAGCGCACCUCUCCUCUCAUUCAUCAAUUAUUCACUCCCUUCCUCCUCCUUCCCCACUCCACGCCCCCCUACAGAUGUACCACCCUGGAGAGCGCACCUCUCCUCUCAUUCAUCAAUUAUUCACUCCCUUCCUCCUCCUUCCCCACUCCACGCCCCCCUACAGAUGUACCACCCUGGAGAGCGCACCUCUCCUCUCAUUCAUCAAUUAUUCACUCCCUUCCUCCUCCUUCCCCACUCCACGCCCCCCUACAGAUGUACCACCCUGGAGAGCGCACCUCUCCUCUCAUUCAUCAAUUAUUCACUCCCUUCCUCCCCCUUCCCCACUCCACGCCCCCUACAGAUGUACCACCCUGGAGAGCGCACCUCUCCUCUCAUUCAUCAAUUAUUCACUCCCUUCCUCCUCCUUCCCCACUCCACGCCCCCCUACAGAUGUACCACCCUGGAGAGCGCACCUCUCCUCUCAUUCAUCAAUUAUUCACUCCCUUCCUCCUCCUUCCCCACUCCACGCCCCCCUACAGAUGUACCACCCUGGAGAGCGCACCUCUCCUCUCAUUCAUCAAUUAUUCACUCCCUUCCUCCUCCUUCCCCACUCCACGCCCCCCUACAGAUGUACCACCCUGGAGAGCGCACCUCUCCUCUCAUUCAUCAAUUAUUCACUCCCUUCCUCCUCCUUCCCCACUCCACGCCCCCCUACAGAUAUGUACCACCCUGGCGAGCGCGCCUCUCAUGCUGCAUACAUGGACUCCUACAGCCCCUCGCUCCCGUCCGUGCCUCUCGGGUCGCGGUAUGAUCCCCAUCGCUACAACCACCACCAGCUAGAACAUGCCAUGACCACAAUGGCUGGUCUGCAUGACGAGGACCCUUCCCGUCCCUCUCCUUCCUCCCGUCCCCCCAACCCGCCGGCCCAUGCACAUGCCUCUGGCUGCCCCUACCUUGCUGCCGCAGCAGCUGCUGCACACUCGGGUGCUCCCCCUUCCUCUUCCCGCUCCCCCGCUCCUCCUCCUGCCUUCGCCCAUCCACUCUUUCCUGGCUCUUCCCACAAUCAUUCCGUCCCACAACACCAGCGCCAUCACCAGCAGCAGCAGCAGCAGCAGCAGCAGCGGCCGCAUUUGCCCCACCCCAUGCACCACCAUCCUGCGUCCGGGGGGUUUGCUGGUUCAAACUCGGGGCAGGAAAUGGAGUGGGAGGCCUGGGAGCACGCACAUCCUGCCACUAGAUCAUGGUGGCACGAGGGUUUCCCCCCUCCCCGCAUGCAGCAGGAGCCAUUUCCCCCUCCCCGCAUGCAGCAUCAGGAGAUUUUCCCCUCCUCGGGCCUGUAUGAGGAGACCUUUCUGCUUUCCGGCCUGUAUCAGGAGAGUUUUCCUCCUUCCCACCUGGAGCAGCAGGAGGACGGGCGAAGGGUAAGAAUGUGGGAGGGCAGGCCCAUGGGCAGAGGGAUGCAUGAAGAGGACCCCUCCUUCCCCCAACCCCGUCACCACCGCGCCAUGCGUCCCUCGCCUCUCCCUUCGCCGUCUCAAAUCCCCUCUCCAAGACCCUCCCGCAUGCACCCGCUGCCGCAGCCUCGCCAGACUAAUCACCCACCGUCCUCUGGUGCUGCAACGAUCUAUGGGGGGGGGCCUGGUGCAGCAAGCUCUCCUCUCCCUUCGCCUUCUCAAAUCCCCUCUCCAAGAUCCUCCCGCAUGCACCCGCUGCCGCAGCCUCGCCAGGGCAAUCACCCUCCACCACCACCACCUCGCAUCCCCCAAACACACCCCUUGGGCCCCCGCCAAGUACCUCCCCCACACCAUGUGCCACCGCACCUCCAAGCACACCCCUUGGGCCACCAGCAGGGAUCAGAAAAUCCCUUGUCACGUCACCAGGGCAGUUACGGGCAGUCUCGUAUGCCUCCUGAUGGUGGGGUUGGUGGUGGUGGGGGAAGCUAUGGUGUAGGGCGCGGGGGAGAGAGUGCGCGUGGGGAGCGGAGGUGGGGAGGAGGAGGUGAGGCGGGAGGGAGGGGAUGGGGAUCAGAGGGAGCGGCAGGAUUGAGUGGUGCUUCUGCUGGUGCUGCUGGUAAUGGUGCUGCUGCUGCCUCUUCUGCUGUCGGUGGUGGUGGCAACGUCAGUGGUGGUGCUGCUGCUACUGGUGGCAGCGGCGUGGGUGCGGUGAACUGGCAGCGGGAGGAAAAUUCAUCAAGCCUACGCACUGCCGGUUCUGCUGCACCCGCUGCUGAUCCCACCGCCCCGCCUCCCCUCUCUGCUACGACUGCCGCCCCCUGGUUAUCCCGCAUGCGCUCCUCCCAGCACCCAGAACGGUUCACAGGCGGCCCUCCCUUCGCCUCCUCUGAUUUCCCCCGGGACUCCAGAUACCGCUGUCUGCUCUGCCCGUCCUCUUCCUCUGCCUCCAUCACCACCGCGCACCUCUCCCUCCUCCCACACCGCCCGCUCUUCCUGGACAUUAUUCGUCUGAGGGAUCACAUGCUGCUCAGCCAUGGGGUCGACCCGCUCCCCGCCCACAUGCCAUUAGCCCUGCUUUGA
This is a messenger RNA of Closterium sp. Naga37s-1, 4575 nucleotides long. NCBI's taxonomy places the organism in Eukaryota, Viridiplantae, Streptophyta, Zygnematophyceae, Desmidiales, Closteriaceae. The record is from the annotation of a GenBank genome assembly.